AUGGCUGGGGCAAUUAUAGAAAACAUGAGCACUAAAAAGCUGUGCAUUGUUGGAGGGAUCUUACUGAUUUUCCAAGUCAUCGCCUUUCUAGUGGGAGGUCUGAUUGCUCCAAGUCCCACUACGGCUAUGCACUACAUGUCAAUAAAAUGUGUAGAUGUACGGAAAAACCACCACAAAACCAAGUGGCUAAUGCCUUGGGGACCCAACCAGUGUGAGAGGAUCCGAGAUCUUGACGAGGCAAUGAGCAGACAAAUAGAAGCCAAUGACAUUGUGUUUGCUGUUCACAUCCCCCUCCCCGCCAAGGAGAUGAGUCCCUGGUUCCAGUUCAUACUUGUUAUCCUGCAGCUGGACAUUGCGUUCAAGAAAAAUAAUGAGAUAAAAGACAAUGCAGAAGUUACGCUUGAUGUGUCCUUGGCCUAUCGUGAUGACAUGUUCAGUGAAUGGAAAGAAAUGGCACAUGCGAUAGAGACCCGAAAGCUAAAAUGUUCUUUUGCCUCUCCAAAAACCAUAGAGCAUGAAGGCCGACACUAUGACUGUGAUGCACUCCAUUUCAUGGAAAUUGGAACUGUGGCUCACAAAUUCUACCUCCUCAACAUUCGACUCCCUGUGAAUGAAAGGAAACUAAUUAAUGUGGGAAUUGGGGAAAUAAAGGAUGUUCGCCUGGUGAGUAUCCAUCAAAAUGGAGGUUUUACAAAGGUGUGGUUUGCAAUGAAAACCUUCCUCACGCCCAGCAUCUUCAUCAUCAUGGUUUGGUAUUGGAGACGGAUCACGAUGAUGACACGCGCUCCUGUCCUGCUGGAAAAGGUAAUCUUUGCUCUUGGGAUCUCCAUGACGUUCAUAAAUAUCCCAGUAGAGUGGUUUUCCAUUGGAUUUGACUGGACUUGGAUGUUGCUCUUUGGAGAUAUUCGACAAGGAAUCUUCUAUGCCAUGCUCCUGUCAUUUUGGAUAAUCUUUUGUGGCGAGCAUAUGAUGGAUCAAAAUGAACGAAAUCAUCUUUCUGGAUACUGGAAACAGGUUGGGCCCAUAGCUGUUGGUGCCUUCUGCCUUUUCAUCUUUGACAUGUGCGAGAGAGGGGUACAACUGAAAAAUCCAUUCUACAGUAUCUGGACCACAGAUGUUGGCACGGAGCUGGCUAUGGCAUUUAUUAUAGUGGCAGGAAUCUGCCUUUGCCUCUACUUCCUGUUUUUGUGUUUCAUGGUGUUUCAAGUGUUCAGAAACAUUAGUGGGAAACAAUCCAGCCUCCCAGCAAUGAGCAAGGCUCGCAGGCUUCAUUAUGAGGGGCUGAUUUUUAGGUUCAAGUUCUUGAUGCUCAUCACUCUGGCCUGUGCAGCAAUGACGAUCAUCUUCUUCAUUGUCAGUCAGGUGACUGAAGGCCAUUGGAAAUGGGGGGACUUCACAGUACAGGGGAACAGUGCCUUCUUCACAGGCAUCUAUGGGAUGUGGAACCUCUAUGUCUUCGCUCUUAUGUUCCUAUAUGCUCCAUCACACAAGAAUUAUGGUGAAGAUCAAUCAAAUGGUGAUCUGGGAGUAAGUAGUGGGGAGGAGCUUCAGCUCACCACCACCAUCACCCAUGUGGACGGGCCAACCGAGGUUUACAAGCUGGCUCGCAAGGAGGCUCAGGAGUAA
Molecule: messenger RNA, 1626 nt
Organism: Emys orbicularis (European pond turtle)
Lineage: Eukaryota; Metazoa; Chordata; Testudines; Emydidae
Product: protein wntless homolog
Exons: 12
Coding region: 1-1626 (541 amino acids)
Biological process (GO): Wnt protein secretion; Wnt signaling pathway; intracellular protein transport
Cellular component (GO): organelle membrane; endomembrane system
Molecular function (GO): Wnt-protein binding
Source: RefSeq, a predicted model, not a curated record